Prorocentrum cordatum is the source of this 1215-nucleotide messenger RNA. The record is from the annotation of a GenBank genome assembly. Lineage: Eukaryota; Dinophyceae; Prorocentrales; Prorocentraceae.
AUGGCCUCGGGCCGCCAGGAGGCGGGCGAGGAGCAGAGGAGGAACGAGGGUCAGGUAACACCGAUCCCUUCGCAGGGCAAGAAGCCGCCCUCGGUGCUCAGCCACAUCGUGAGCGGCAUCUGCGGGUCCCUCUUCGCCGAGCAGGUGCUCUUCCCGCUGGACACGAUCAAGGUCCGCAGCCAGACGUCGGCCGCUGGGCAGUCUGGGAGUUUCAUCGCCGUUGCCCUCAAAGUCUUCCGGGGGGAGGGCAUACUCGGCUUCUACAAAGGCCUGCCGGGGGCGCUCUUCAAGGAGUCCUUUCACAGCGCCAACUUCUGGAUAUGGCACACGCUGAUCGUGCGGAACGCGGUCCUGCGCAAGGAGGGCCCCUCCAGCAUGCUGUGGAAGAAUUUCAUUUGCAAGGUAUUGAACUGGCUUUGCACCACGCCCCUGGAGGUGCUUUCCACGCUGAACCAGACUACCCCGGGCAACUUGGGCCUUUUCGGGUGUGCCGCCAUGCUUUACAGCCAGGGCGGGCUCGGGGAGCUCUACCGUGGCCUGCCUAUCUCUUGCGCAUUGGCCAUCAACCCGGCCAUCAUGUUCGUGCUGAUCGAGGAGCAAAAAAAAAUCAUCACAUUCCUCCGCAUGCGGAUGGGUGAGGACGGCCCCAGCGCCCGCCAGCACGGGCCCUUGGUACUGUUUUAUCUGGUGCCGGCGGGUACCACCGCGAUCGCCAAGAUCCUCGCCACCGUCGCCACGUACCCGUUCAUCCGCGCCAAGGUCCUGAUACAGGUGCGCGGGGGGGGCCUGCUCUCGGUGCCCUCGGUGCUGCGGCAGAUCGUGGGCGAGGAGGGCUACGGCGGCCUCUACAAGGGCAUCGUGGCCAUGACCUGGAAGACAGUCCUGCACAACGCCCUGAUGAUGUCGCUGAAGCACUACCUCAGCCCCUUGAAGGCCAUGACGCCGCCGCCCUCCCCCCGGUCGAAGGCGCGGGAGCCGCCCGCGACCUCCUACCGGGCCGUGGUGCCGGUCGAGGUGAUGGCCGAGAAGCUGGACCAGGUCAUGGAGACCUUCGGCACCGCCUCGCUCGAGAAGUUCCAGAACAUCGAGUACCGGACGCAUGCGGUGGAGGGCAGCAUCAAUCAGGUUCAGACCGAGAUUCGUAGCCUGUCCAGCGACAUGCAGCAGAUCAAGAAUAUGCUGGUCGCAAUGAACGAUCGGAAGAACAACUCGUGA